AAGAUGAAUACAAGAGUAUAUUCUGAGAUCACUGCGGCAAUAAGGAGAAUGCGAGAAUCGGACUUUUCCGAAAAACCAGCAGACCCGAAUCUUCUCAUACGUAACGGGUCGUGUUAAAUGGAAAUAGAAAUUUGGCGUGUUACUUCCAGCAGAGUUCUACUGUUGUUGCUCGUGGCUACAACGUUCUUUGUCCGAAUGACAUGUCAGGAUUCAUCCUUGGAGUCCUACGAAGACAAGUACGACGAUAGCGAUCCAGAGGUCGAGCAAUUAAAUGGCGACGAAGACGACGAGAAAGGCAUUAGCUUUCCUUUUAGAGCGGAGACCGAAGUUUACACAACUUUGGCCGCAACGCCUCGAAAAAAGGGUAAAUGCGACGAAGAUCAGAUACUGCAAUAUCUGGCAGAGUUGCGAGUCAUAAACCCUGAGUCUAUUUUACUUAUCGCAUCGUACAAAGAUCUCGAGCUCCUUUGUAGGAGAAUAGCAACAAAUUUAGAUUCCUUUGAUGCCUUUAUGCAAUCGUGUAUUCCACUGCCACAAGACCAUCUGUACUUGCAGCUAAUGAUAGGGAUUCGAGUGCUUUAUGGUAAACUUUGCGUACCUUCGGAGUACCAGAGAGGUUUUAAAAAAUAUGCCUCAUGUUAUCAAGAACUUCAUCAUGAGUAUUUCGACUGUGGUGGUCCAGCUGACUGGACGGAAAACAUGGAAGAUCAAGAGCUGUGCGAUCAAUACAAGGCGAUAGCGGAUUGCUAUUUUACCAAAACGGCUAUGCUAUGCGGGAUAAAAGCGGCAAAAACAAUGAAGGAACUCGUUGUACGAGUUAUUAAUGCUGUUAUCGACGUGAGUAUACCUAUGUUAAUCAUUUCGACCAUUGAAAUUUUAUAUAAACUGAAUAUAUAUUUUAACACAGAAUAUAACGAAGGAAUGUGUAAUAAUUAUAACAUUUUAAUAAUAUAACUUUUUCUAU
This is a messenger RNA of Orussus abietinus, 964 nucleotides long. RefSeq lists its product as uncharacterized. Bases 118 to 954 code for a protein of 278 amino acids. The record is from RefSeq and is a predicted model, not a curated record. The transcript is spliced from 6 exons. NCBI's taxonomy places the organism in Eukaryota, Metazoa, Arthropoda, Insecta, Hymenoptera, Orussidae.